This is a messenger RNA of Heteronotia binoei (common prickly gecko), 2209 nucleotides long. It is a transcript of the gene MAD2L1, whose product is annotated as mitotic arrest deficient 2 like 1. Gene Ontology annotation, biological process: mitotic spindle assembly checkpoint signaling. The coding region runs from base 281 to 898 and encodes 205 amino acids. The record is from RefSeq and is a predicted model, not a curated record. Gene Ontology annotation, cellular component: nucleoplasm; kinetochore; cytoplasm. NCBI's taxonomy places the organism in Eukaryota, Metazoa, Chordata, Lepidosauria, Squamata, Gekkonidae. The transcript has 5 exons.
AAACAGCCCUCUGGAAGCUGACGGAGAAACAGCUUGCGUCGCUUUCCCAUAGUGCGCCUGCGUUGUGGGAGCUAACGUGUUGCGUAUUACGUUAUCUUACGUGCGUGUGGGGGAGGCGGGGUCAAGAGUUUGAAUCGGCUGGCGGGAACGCCUCUAGUCUACUUUUUAAAAAAAGCACGCGGAGUUUAGAAAAGGGCUUCCUGGGCUGCGGCUUUGCGUGAGAUUUUGCCUCCUGUUUUCUUUAAAUCCAAGUGGUGCCUCGCUCGGCCUCGUGUUCCCGAUGGCGAAGCAGCAGAGCCGGGAGCAGGGUAUCACUUUGAGGGGCAGCGCCGAGAUCGUCGCAGAGUUUUUCUCCUAUGGCAUCAACAGUAUCUUAUACCAACGUGGGAUCUAUCCAGCUGAAACCUUUACGCAUGUCCAGAAAUAUGGACUGACUAUGCUUGUAACUGCAGACUCUGAGCUUAAAAACUAUCUGAACAAUGUAGUAGGACAGCUAAAAGAAUGGCUCACCGAGUGCUCAGUUCAGCGACUAGUUGUGGUGAUCUCCAGUAAGGAAACCAGUGAAAUUCUUGAAAGGUGGCAAUUUGACAUUGAAUGUGACAAAGCUGCAAGGAAUGAAAAUGCACCAAGAGAGAAAUCUCAGAAGGCUAUUCAGGAUGAAAUUAAAUCUGUUAUCAGACAAAUAACAGCUACAGUGACAUUUCUUCCAUUGUUAGAAACUACUUGUGCAUUUGAUUUACUAGUUUACACAGACAAAGACUUGGAAGUUCCAGAAAAAUGGGAGGAGUCCGGUCCACAGUUUAUUGCUAAUUCAGAAGAAGUCCGUCUUCGUUCCUUCACAACUACGAUACACAAGGUCAGCAGUACGGUGGCCUACAAAAAGGAUUCCUUUCCUUGACUGGGCAAAUGUCUCCAUUAUAUAUGUUGUCUUUCUGUAAACUAUCAUAGCCAGUUGUAAUCAUAUUCUGAGCAGAUCCUGGGGAAUUUACUGUAGUCCAGUUUGAAUAAUGUCAAGAGCAAAAAUGCACUUCAUACAUGUCUACAUUUGGUAAGUGGGGCAUUGCUGCUUAUACCACAGAGACUUUUUGCCUGGAGCUAUCUUCCCGAUGCAUGCUUAGUUGCUUCAGAUUUGAUAAUGAAAACACCUUUCUCUUCAACCUGGAUUAAGCAAUGGCAACAAAGAAAUUCCUCAAGAACAAAACACAGUAUAAGAGCUGAGUUUUUACCCUGAACCACAUUGGUGGAGAAAUACUGUGGAUGUAUAGGCUAACAGUCCUGGGGGCUGUGUUUGUUUCUCAUUGUGGCAUUUGCACAAUAUAGAAGCAGCAUAAUUAUUUGAGAGGGAAAAGUGUUACAGGAGUUAGGGUGUCUGCUCUAAUUCUGUCUACUAAACAGCCUGGGUUUUUCCCUUCCUCUUGAACAGGGAUGCUUUAUUGUAAACGUUGGCCAAAUGUCUUUUUUAAUGUUUGCAGCCUUUUGUAGAAUAAAGCCUUUAAAAUCAGAGUUUUCAACUCGUCUAUCAACCAGUGAUGUAUGGGGACUGCUUCUUGUGCUUCUGAUCAUUGCAUCUACUUAUCCUGUGUGUCAUAACUAAACACAGCAGCAAUUUAGCAACAAUAUCAAACGUAGAGGGAAGAAUAUGUCUUGUGUAGGGGGUGGUAAGUGCUUGCUGCUCUUCUAUGGUAACCUAGAUGUUAGAAAGUGAAGCGGCUGAUAAUGCUUACCAUGUAAAUAUUGUUUUCAAUGCUCUAUGAUGUCUUUCAGCUAUUUAGGGAAUUUAUAUACAUCCUCCCCAGAGACCUGCUUGAGAUGACUCACCAGUGAAAACAGUAUGACAAAAACCACCACCAGUUCUCUUCCUAGUGGAUAUGUGGGUUGAGAGACUAGCUUGUGUAAAGGCAUGGUUGUUUAGUGGUUGAGAGUUGGCAUGGGAUCUGGGAGACUGGUACAUACGUAUUCCCACUCUGCCAUGGAAGCUUGCUGGGUGACUUGGGCCAGCCAUGGACACUCAGCUAAGUUACCUCAGUUUUGCUGUAGGAAUGAAAUAGAGAACAGAAUUAUGUAAACUGCUCAGGAUCCUAUUGCAGAGAAUUAAGAUCUAGUGAGUUCUUAGUCGAGGAAACAAGGAAUGGCUUAUUCAGUUGCUGUAUGUACCUUUGCAAUCUAAUUUUAAAUGUUUAAUAAAAAUGGUCUCUAGUCACUGUUUGAA